Pseudogymnoascus verrucosus is the source of this 1249-nucleotide messenger RNA. RefSeq lists its product as uncharacterized. The record is from RefSeq and is a predicted model, not a curated record. The coding region runs from base 172 to 1101 and encodes 309 amino acids. NCBI's taxonomy places the organism in Eukaryota, Fungi, Ascomycota, Leotiomycetes, Thelebolales, Thelebolaceae. The transcript is spliced from 2 exons.
GCGAACGAGAUAAGAUUGCCGCGCCCUUACUUGCACGAGCACGGACCUAAAUGGACUGUACCUUGGGGAUUGUUAUUGCCUAAUUCGUCAGUUCAUUAUCGCUAUUCUUUGUCGACCAUUAUUCUCUGUCUUAUUCAACUUCGACUCAGAAAACUAAUAUUCCCCCCUUUGAUGUUAACAUCGUAUCUUUCCAAACGUUUAUCCUCACUAUCCUCAGCAGCCAAGAUGGCCACCCAAGUCUCUGAUAUUCCAACUGUUGCGCAACUAUAUCAGCUCAAGAAGCUCUCACCCCCAGCGACCGAGACUGGCACUUCCGUAACGCCAUCGGAGGCCCUCAACAAUAAGGUUUCCAUUUUUCGUGGCAAUAUCACGAAACUCCAGGUCGAUGCUAUCGUCAAUGCAGCCAACAAGUAUCUGGCCGGAGGAGGCGGUGUCGACGGAGCAAUUCACGCUGCAGCCGGCCCCGGCCUCUUGCAGGAAUGCAGCACUCUAGGCGGAUGUAAAACUGGCAGUGCUAAGAUUACUGGUGCUUAUGAGUUGCCUUGCAAGAAAGUUAUUCACGCCGUUGGUCCAGUUUACUCCAGAUCAGAGCGUGAAAAGAGUGCUCAGUUGCUAGCUAGCUGCUACACGACUAGCCUCCAGUUAGCAGUUGACAAUGACUGCAAGAGUGUUGCAUUUAGCGGUAUCAGUACUGGUGUUUACGGCUACCCAAGCCAAGAUGCUGCGUCUGUUGCAACUAAAGCAGUGAGAGGGUUCCUGGAGGGUGCUUCCGGAGAUAUGAUUGACAGGGUCAUUUUCUGCACAUUCGAGAUGAAGGAUGUCAAUGCAUACAACGAUUGGGUUCCCCGUGUUUUUCCACCAGCAGGGCAAGAUUUGAAGGGAGGAGACCAGGCCAACGAGAGCAAAGAGACUGAAGACAGCGACAAAGCUGAGAAAGCGAAGGUUGUUGAAUCCGGAGGUGCAGCUAUCGGUGGUGCUUCUGGAAACGUUGCUGGUUCCCAGACAACCGUCGAUGACCUUCCAGAGGUUCCAAAAGCAGAGCCAUCGACGGGGGACGGGCCAGAACCAAAGAGGCAGAAGCAGGAACCAUCAGACCCAUAGGAAAUUGCCGCGAAAUGGAUUCAUUCUUGGAAAUGACUAAAGCUAGUAGUUUCAGGAUCCAAUAUGAUCAUUCUGGUGCGUUUGGAAAAGCGUAGGAGGAAGGGGGGGGGGGGGUAGAAAGCCUAUUGUGGCCAGGGCAAUAGACGUG